AUGUCGGUGUUCAAUCUGCAGUCCGACAACCAGUUCAUCCGAACCAACGAUGGAUCUCCGGACAUCCACGUGUUCGAGUACAUGGACGACCUGAACGCGUUCGACCUCAUCCACGUCAGCAGCUCCAGGUGGCGUUCCUCCAUCGCAGUGGGGCCCUCCGCGGCCGCGCUGUACAAGAAGCUGGAGGUCCACGGCGUGACGAUAGAGGGCAGCCAGCUGCAGGAGCUGGUCAAAGAUCUGAACUGGGUUGACCCGAACGGCCGGAGGCUCUUCCCGUCGGUCAACCGUCAAGGCCGCUGCCUCAUGUACGUCGGAUGCCAGCAGGUCACGCGGGUCAGGAUCAGCGACCAUUUCGGUUGGUCCAAGUACGGAGUCAAACCGGCCCAGAUCUCGGUGUGGCCCGUAUUUGGCAUGAUGGACGGCGCCGUUUUGGCCGUCCCUCGAGCGAGUCCUCCUCAUGGUCACGAUGAUGAGAGUUGGAAGAAGGUGAUGGAGGAGAAGGACAAGGUCAUCGAGGAGAAGAAUAAGCUGGUGGAGAAGGUCGAGUCGUUGUUGAUGCGGUCGCUUGAGGAGAAGGACAGAGUUAUCGUGGAGAAGGAGAAGGUGAUGGAGAAGAUGGAGGCGUUGCUGAGGAAGUCACUUGAAGAGAAGGAGAAGGAGGUUCUUUCUCUCAAGGAAACGUUGAUGGCCCUCAGUGAUGAAGUCUGAUUUGUCGUAUAACCAUUCUAGUACUGGUUUCAUGUGUUGUAUAGGUUUGUUUGUGCACAUAUAUACUAUUGACGUACUUAUUAUGUUAUUUCUGUUAGGCAGUCUCGCUUAAUCUAAGCCCAUAUUAUUGUAUUAUUAAUUAGCUAGCCCAUUAUUAUUUAUUAUAUGAUGCAUU
Linum tenue is the source of this 883-nucleotide messenger RNA. NCBI's taxonomy places the organism in Eukaryota, Viridiplantae, Streptophyta, Magnoliopsida, Malpighiales, Linaceae. The record is from the annotation of a GenBank genome assembly.